CUGGUUAAGUUUGAUUAGUAAAUAACUUUUUUCCCUAAAUUUAAGAGUCUUUAUCAAAAAUUUGAAUUGAAAGUUUUAAGCAUAAAUCUAUCUCACCCCCCGGGAAAGAGUUGCUUGGACGCGAUUCUUCGAAGGCGUUUCGAAUAUGGAGGUUUUUUCGAGCGUAAAAAAACAUUGGUUUUUAAUCGGGAUUGUUUUGGCCAUUUUGGCGGCAAAAGCAAACCCAUCAUUUGGAGCGAAAGGUGGAUUACUGAAGCCCGAAUAUACGGUGAAGUAUUUAGCCGUUUCAUUUAUAUUUUUUAACAGCGGCCUUUCCCUGAGAACAGAAGAAUUGACAAGAGCAGUGACACGUGUCAAACUCCAUGCAUGUGUCCAAGGAUUUACCUUAAUAUUUGUCCCGGUUUUAAUUAACAUACUGACAUUGGUUUUAAAGUAUACGACGCUUGACAAUUGGUUGGUUCAAGGGUUACGAGUUGUCGGAUGCAUGCCGCCACCUGUAUCGUCUGCAGUUAUCCUUACCAAAGCUGUCGGCGGGAAUGAAGCUGCAGCAAUAUUCAACUCGGCAUUUGGAAGCUUUCUUGGUAUUGUGGUCACCCCUGUACUAUUAUACCUAAUAAUCGGAUCAUCGUCAACUGUACCAUUUGUUAGCGUGUUCACCCAAUUAUCAAUAACUGUCGUAGUCCCUCUCCUAAUUGGCCAAUGGCUACGGACUUGUGUUAAAGACUGGUUAGAACAGACCAAGCCGCCAUUUGGAACUCUAAGCAGCUGUACGUUACUACUUAUAAUAUAUACAACAUUUUGCGACACCUUUAAUCAAGCCUCGUUAGGAAUAAACGGCUCAAGUUUAAUGGUUAUGGCUAUAAUUAUUCUACUUCUACAGUUCGUUUUACUUUACUUAGCAUUCAACCUGUCACGGACACCGAUGUUGGAUUUCUCAGCCGCCGACAGUGUGGCGGUAAUGUUUUGUUCCACGCACAAGUCGUUAACCUUAGGUAUUCCAAUGUUGAAGAUAAUCUAUGCUGGUUACCCGUAUCUUUCGGUGAUUUCAAUACCUUUGCUCAUGUACCAUCCUACGCAAAUCCUAUUGGGCGGAUUGUUGGUUCCAGUUGUGAGGCGGUGGAUGGUUUCAACUCAAAUUGUCGAGAGGGAUCAUGUAUCGUCAAAUGGCAAUGGAAAAGAUAGCAAUGUACCACCCAUAUAAACAUUAUUCGAUGAACUGUGAUGGCCCACACACUAAAAAUUGCCAAAUAAGACCAAAAUAUACUUAAGAUUACAGACACCCUAUAUGGUACAAAAAGUCAACUUUUUUAGUUUUACAAAUUCAGAAAGUUUAAAAAUGACUCACUCAUAUAUGCAAAAUAGCACCGAUUUCUUUCAAAAUUUCACAAAAUAAUGUGACAUAGUUCAGCUGCAAAUUAAAGUGUUUCUGGGAAUUAUUCUAAAAUCAAAAUUAAGUAAAGAGUUACAGGCCUUUGCCUGCAGCUGGCAUUGUUUUGUAUAAAGACAUACCUGUACGUCUAGAAGAAGCCACACAUCUACAGUAGCUUGAUAACACCCGAAGCAAUCAAAAAUCCCAGGCACUCUUUUUUAGAUCAAUUGUCAAGGAGUGUAGAGAGGGUAUGUUGAAAGAAUUUCAAUGAAACCAGAACAUAAACUUGUGCAAGAUAGUAAUAGCUUGAUUUCAGAUAUUACAAAAUUUCAAAAACCAUUACUGUUGUUCGAACCAAUUGAAGUGUUCCUCAAAUAUUGAUUCAAUACAUUACCUCGGGCUGACCAAUUCAUUUCUGCUAAUCAUCAAAUUCCUCGAGAUAUUCAUACACUUGCUUGUGUAAUUGUAAACUUCCUGUUGAAUAGUUUGAAUGCACCAAUCACCUUUGUUAUUUGUGCAACUAACCAAUCAUAAAUAGAAAGGAAGUGACCAGAGAUGAUCAAAUUCUUCGAACUGGCUCUUUCACAGGAAGUGUAUGAAUAUCUCGAGGAACUUGAUAAAAUGGAUUGGUUAGCCUGAGGUAAUGUAUUGAAUCAAUAUUUGAGGAACACUUCAAUUGGAAUGACAGUAAAUGUCUUGUUUAUUUAACAAUACUACAAAAUUAGAGGCUGAUUGAGCUAAAGAAAAAAGUACCUGGGUUUCCUGUUUCCUGGCCAACCCUAGCUAUUGGCUACUGAAAUUGCCAACCCUAAUCUUUUUAAUUCUGAAGUUUGCAAAGACUUUGGAGCAAUUUCUCUUACCCAGAUUGUGGCAUUAGUUUUGUACUAUCUAUAUAAAGUAAAAACCUGUUUGUUAAUUGUUUCAAAGUUGAUAUAAUAUUUAACAAAUAUUUGUGUCAUCUGUGCUGCUAAUUGAUGUCACUUUCAUGCAUGAGCAUUUACAAAAAAUAAAUUUAGACAAAAAAGAACCCGCCCUACCCCACAUAAGUUUUUGCAAUGAGAAAUAGGAAACCCAGUCAUUUCUUUUUUUAUUGUUAAUUUUUCAUAAUUAUUCACAGGGAUGCCGGAACUGAGGGGCAGCUGCCCCCUUGCCCUUUACCAGGAGGGGCAAGGGGGGCAAAGGUGCCCUUUCAAUUUAAAGGAUUGCUUUGGCGAAAUAGCGAAUUGUCAGAAAUGUUAGUGCAAUUUAGCAUCCUCCGCAGGCAACUCUAACAAAAUUGGCCCCCUUUAUCCCUAGUGAUCCCUAACAAUCCCUAACUUUAAAUUUGCUGUUAUUCAUAAUAUUUCUGCCAAAGAGUUGCCUGUGGAGGAGGCUAAGUGCAAUUAUUUUAUGAAUUUUCUUCAGAAAACGCAAGAAAUGCAGGCACAAUCGCCUGGCGGAGAACCCCUCACACCCCUAUCAUCCAAUCAAUAGAAAACAUGAUUAGGCGAAGACGAAGUUCAACUCCCGAUGUUUCGCAAACAUCUCUUAGUAUAUAUCACAGGCGGCCCAAUCUCUGAACGUCUUAUAUAUUUUGAAUAUUUAACCG
Molecule: messenger RNA, 2957 nt
Organism: Paramuricea clavata
Lineage: Eukaryota; Metazoa; Cnidaria; Anthozoa; Malacalcyonacea; Plexauridae
Source: the annotation of a GenBank genome assembly